AUGCAGCAAGGCCUUGUACCACAGAUGCAAAUCUUGGCCGCCGACGCCGCAGUCUGCUUAUUCAUCACCUACUGGAUCUUUCUAGCGCACAGCCGUCGCACGUCCGAUGCAUACUUUUUCCCCCUCACGUCCGCCUGGCCAGGCAUUAACAUCUCCUCCAAACAUCACUCCAUAGACAGUCCUCUCGCCAUCAGAAGUCGGUCAACCAUCGCAACAGCCAUCUCCAGUGCGACGCCAUUCACUCGCUUCAUUUUUUUGGAUCGAUCGCAAAUCUUGGUCCCCACGUAG
Akanthomyces muscarius is the source of this 288-nucleotide messenger RNA. RefSeq lists its product as uncharacterized. The coding region runs from base 1 to 288 and encodes 95 amino acids. The record is from RefSeq and is a predicted model, not a curated record. NCBI's taxonomy places the organism in Eukaryota, Fungi, Ascomycota, Sordariomycetes, Hypocreales, Cordycipitaceae. The transcript is spliced from 3 exons.